Molecule: messenger RNA, 4549 nt
Organism: Magallana angulata
Lineage: Eukaryota; Metazoa; Mollusca; Bivalvia; Ostreida; Ostreidae
Exons: 1
Coding region: 1030-3060 (676 amino acids)
Source: RefSeq, a predicted model, not a curated record
UCUAACUAUGUCCCUUUACGGUGGAAUAACACAUUGUCACAAAAUGGGAAGACCUCUAAUCGAAACGAUAUUUUAUUUAAUUAAAAGGAUUUUAUCGAAAGCGACAUGUAACUUACUUCAUAGCCGAAUGGAUUACAUGUCGGGCUUGUGAUCCCUUCAUCCCGAGUUCGAAUCCCGCAGGGGCUUUUGCUGUUACUUAUUGUAUUGAAUUUUUUAGAUAUUAAUUUGUUAUCCCCAAUUUGCAAAUUUUUCGCUUAUUUGAUAUUUGUACAGUUUGUUUAUUAUCAUAUCCUUCAUAAUUAAAUAAUUUACUGUUAAUUUGAGUGAUUUUUUUCAGGUGUGUUAUUCCACCUUAAGCCUGUAUAUCAUUUUUGUAAUUUUGGGUCAAUAUUUUCAUCACCAAGCAAAGAAAACCGAUUUCUGUAUUUUUACCUUUGAUAAAUAAAGAUAAGAAUGUAUCAAUCAAAGGAGUGAGGGAUACAUAUACACACAUGCAUGCACGCGAACACAAAUACACAUUCAAAUAUUAAGUAUUUGAAAGGAUUGCAGAUAUUGAGUUGUCUCUAAUUUGCAAAUUUGUCAUAUUCAAUAAAUACAUUUGUAAUGGCUGCAAAUUUUUCUACAUUUAUAUUUUUUGUUUUUCAACUAUGCCAGAAAUGCCCUAAAACAUAUGCUUACAUCUAACCUGAAGACAUUCUAUAGCCUUUUACUGUAAAAGAUAGUUAAAGGGCAAUUUUUAGUGAAGAAAGAUAAAUACAUGUAAUGCUAAUGAUAAUAUUAUGACUUCAUUUUAAAUCAUAUAAUAAUUAAAAAAUUAAGUAAUUAUGCAACUUUUUUUUUCUUAAAAGCCAAAAUGUUUUUGGAGGGAACUGAUUGUUGAUGUUUGUUUGAGAAUCAAAUGAAUCAUAAAACAUAUUGACAAAAUGAGAUUAACUAAUUCCUAUCAAUAUACACAGUAAUUUCACUGUAUCAAUAAAUAUGGUUACUGUAAUUCCUGAUUAUUGACAUCAUUUUAUCAGUGAGACAGGAAUGCAGCACAUGUCGGAGUCAGUGUUUGUGAGGAUGUGUGAGAUAGUGGGGACAUCACAACAGGUGGCUAUCAGGAGGGAGACAGAGGACAUCAGGGAGAUGGUGGAGAGACGAGUGAUGCCUAAUGAUGGGAUCAUUGAGAUGACGAGUGGAAGUAGGAGAGAAGGUUUCAGACUGAAGGGAUCAGAUCUGGACUUUAUGUACUGGCUAAACAACCACCGAGUGAUCAUGGACAUGUCUCAGUCUGAGUAUUACAACACAGCCAAUACAACCUUGAUUCUGUCUGACAGUUCUGAGAGCCCACCAGGAUUCACUUUACUUCAGUUAUUGACACCAACAAAAUACAGAGAAGUCCAGUCAGCAUGUAUUAGAAUGAAUGACAGAGUCUAUAUAUCUAGUUCUAUACACAGAGAGUUAACUUGUUCAGCAGCAAUGCCUAAUUCUACUGUACAUGGACCCUGUGGUAGUGGUGUACUAGGAGGGAAAGAAUAUGACACUGCCUUCUGUUUUGUUUGUGACUUCUGGCCUCUAUCUGCUUCUUCAUGGACAGACAGAUGUCACACAUGGCCUAAUCCUGAAGUUGUUGAUGACAUUGUCAGAAAUGGAUGCCACUUUGUAGCAAUAGGACACCCAUUAGGACCCCAUGAAAAGGAAGAAUGGAGACUUUCUUUUUCUCAGGCAGAACAGAAAUGUGUGUAUGCAAUGAACCACAGUCAGUUUUUGACUUAUGGGUUGUUAAAAUAUUUUCUUAAAGAAGUCAUAAAUCAUCAGUCAGAUGAAACCAGUAAACUAUUGUGUUCCUAUCAUAUGAAGACAACUAUUUUCUGGGCAAUUCAACAAAACACUCUACCUCACUGGUGUCCACAAAAUCUCCUGACCGGUUUCUGGGUCUGCUUUAAACUCCUCCUUAAAUGGGUGUAUGAGGGGAUCUGUCCAAACUUUUUCAUUCCACAAAAUAACUUGUUUCUGACAAAGGUCCAUGGUUCAGCACAAAACAGAUUGUUCGUACAGUUACAUGAAUUGUACAAGAAAGGUCUGGCCUGUCUGUUACAGAGUCCCUCUAUCAGGUCCUACAUCAUUGAUGUCCUGUACAAUCCUAGAGCUUUUGUUUGUACUGAUGAGAGUGUAAUGGUGUCUGAAUUUGACUAUGACACAGAACUCUUCAAUGAGAUAAAAUGUUAUAAUUUUAUACUCACAGCAAAUCUCCACAAUAAUAUGAAAUGCCUAUAUGCAGUAGAACAGUUGUUAAACUCACCCCUGACACACUAUCAAGUUGCCAUGUUUCAGACACUUACAGCCUCCAUCCUUCAGGAGACUGCUUUUAAUAUAUUACACAACAUGUACACUAACACAUGUGUCAACAAACAGAUGUAUAUUGUAGACGAAAUAACCUGUCACAUGCUGAAAUUAGCAGCCAAGUUUGGGUGUAUUUCUGACAUAUUGUUCAUUGCCAUGUAUUAUUACAAGACACUCAGAUACAGGGAAGCUUUAUCUGUUAUAAAGAUGACAAAGGUCAAGUUAGCACAGCCAUAUCUGAUGUAUAGGAGUCAUGUAGACAGAGAGAGGUAUACUGAGGCUGUAGGGGGACAGUCCUGGUCUACAAAGAUGAGACAGGCCAUGGCAGAUGAUAUCUAUCUAGACCGUCUUAUUAACACAACCUGUUACAUCAGUGAACUAAUACCAGAACAACAGUCUGCUCUACAGAAGAGAAUGCCAAGGUUAUUUAUCCCAGUGUUUGUAAUGUUACACUUCCUAGAUUUCUUGUGUUACAGACACAUUGAUACAACAUUAUCACAAGCAGCUCUAGAUGAGCUACAGGUCCUAGUCCACCAUGAUCAGGGACUGUAUAUACAUGAUUUACACAGCGACAUCUCCUGGGAGAUCCUGGGGAUCUGCCAACAGAUCACAGGGAACCUCCAGGCUGCUCUAUACUCAUACCAACAGUCACUCACACGGUAUCCAUGGAACGAAAUACAAACUGCUACACAGAGUAGAAUACAAGACAUAACAGGAGCUGCCCCACAUGAAUAAAUUACAUUUACAAUUACUGACUCACAAAAUUCAUACAUUUUACUUUAGUGUAAUUACAUAAAGUAAUGAAACCUUACUAAAAAUGAAGUCUAAGACGAGUUUAUGGCUAAAACUGGCCUAAGCUGGGUCCUAAUCAUCAAGUUGGGAGUUGCAAGAGAUAUAAUUAUUUCAUGUAAGGCACUUACUGACUCUGAGACAGUAAAUUAUCCAAGAGUCUAUCUAUACAGAGUGAAGAGGCAUGGUUUAAAUGUGCUUAACAUGAAUUAUAUACAUGUAUGUAAAUGUGAGAAAAAGCUAGUACAUAUGUAGUUUAUAAAAUAAGGCUGGAGGAGUUGAGGCAUUCACCCACCCACACACCCAAUGCUAUGUUCCCUUUAUGCUAUGUCAUAACUAGGCCAGUGAACUGAUGGCAUUGAUUUAUUUCAUAUGACUACCACACACCCAAGGCUAUGUUCCCUCUAUGCUAUAAGCCAGUGAACUAAUGACAACUAAUUGGAGUUAAUUUAUCAAAUGAUUUAAUAACAACUCUAAUCAAAGUACUGAAAGUACUGUUAGACGGUGGCGCCGUUUGAAAGUGGCAUAUUACAUUAUGUAAAUUAUUGUUGUCGAAAAUCAACAGCCAGCGUCUCAUACAUGCAAUAGCACAACUGGUCGUGAGUUACUCACAUGGAUAAUUCUGUGGAAGUCGUAGUUGUGUUCACAAUCCACAUUUUAAAAAUGGUGUGUCUCUUUAUCGUCAUCUUUUGGGGAAAAUCCAUAGAUUUAUCACAGUAGCCUUUAGUAGUAUAGAAGUUUGUUUCUAUAUGCUUGUAUCUAUAUGUUUGUAUCUAUAUCAGUUGAUAAUAAAUACAUGUACUACACAAAUGUAUUUUGAUUGCCCCAGAAUGACUUAUUAAAUAUGUGGGUUGCCACCACAUAUUGAAUGAAUAAAUCAAAGCCAAAGCGAUUUCAUCACAGUACGCCAAACUAUUUGAUUGUAUAAAGAAGGGGAAUUUUGGUUAUUUCCCUUUUGACCUUUGGGUUGACCCUGCAAAGGGGAACAACUUUUGAAAAGUGUGGAUUGGACUUAUGUGCUUUAAAGAUAUUGUAGAUUUCUCAAAGUAACGAGAACAAAUAAAGCUUUAGUAUGAUAAAAUCGUUUUUACUAACUAUUUGGGCAUACAUGUAGUUGUUUAUUUUCCCUCUCGACAGCAUUUUCCCUCAAUUUCUUCACGUGGAAAAAGUUGCAUCAUCACACUUGCUUGUGGAUCAUCACACUUGCUUUUGUCCUCAUAGUCAGUUAUAAAUUUAGGUGUACAGAAAACGGAAUGGUUUGCAAGAACCUGUUUGAUAAAACUGGUAUUGCUUUUGGAAUGCACGUCAUCAUGAAACAGAAGAGUCAAUCAAUAUUUUAUCUUCGACUGUAGUGGAUUAUUUCCAUUUGCUCACAACGAAAGUGAAUAACAAUUUGAGAAAAAAAUAUCAUACAAUAUUCAGUCGCGGCAGUUUC